Molecule: messenger RNA, 1905 nt
Organism: Rotaria sp. Silwood2
Lineage: Eukaryota; Metazoa; Rotifera; Eurotatoria; Philodinida; Philodinidae
Source: the annotation of a GenBank genome assembly
AUGGGUUUCAUAAAGAAGCUCUACGAAAAAUACACUGGUCGAGAGAAGUUAAGUGAACCAUGUGUUCUAGCUGGUCAUGUUUUCGAUCAAGAUAGUGAAGGUGAGUUAUUUCUUGAUUCAGUUUUGGCACGUUUCGAAAACUUUGAUCAAACAAAUGAAAUCCAUGGAAAUAAAGCAUUUUCCACUGAUGUCGAUUUCAUUAUUAAAUGUACGAUGACAAGUCUUUCGUCGCCUGAAGCGGUUAAAAAAUUUUCAAAUCGUAUCGAUUCAUAUUUAUAUAUGUAUCGUCGAAUCGAAGAAUAUUUAAUAAUAGUAAAACGAACAGCUUAUUUGACGUGGGCAAUUGAAGGCAAUGUUAAACAACUGAAAGAAAAAUUAUUCGAAUCAUUGUCUCAAGUAUUUAUGAUAAAUAAAGGUUUACAACCGAAUCUUUGUGCAAAAGAUAAAGGUUUAUUGAUAAAAAUAAAUAUGAUUCAACAUUUGAUGUCAAUAACAAAAAUCGAUAAACAAACAAUGAAUAUAUUCUUUGUCUUGAGUAAAUUAUCAUUUCAAUCAUCUAUUUUGAUAGAUGAUCAUGAUCAUCUACUAUGGAAACAUAUUAUAUCGAAUAUACAAAAUUUUGGACUUACUAUACAAGAAUUUAUUUCUAGUUACAUUGAUUAUGAAUUAGCAUUUCGAGAAUUUCCACUUGAUAUGUUGGGAUUUAUUGAACUUAUUUUUAAAAAUCAUCCAUUGAAACAUUCUCAAGAAUCGCCAUUUAGAAUUUUUCUACGACUUUGCAAAAUUUUGAAUUUAAAAACUGAAGAUUUUUUCGAACAAUACCGAGAAUUAUUCGAGAACGGUAUUAAACAGAAAUUUUAUAAAUUUGAACACGUUGGUGACUUAUUUAGUCUAAUCGGUCGUCAUGAUCGUAUCUUUGAUGUUUAUUUUACAAUUUAUGCUUCAAGUGUAGAUCUUGAUGAUUUAUGGACUAUGUUUUUUUACAUAUGCACAAACAGUGAAUUGAAUGAAAUUAUACAAAAACAUCUCAUUUCAAAAUUUACUAUUCGUACAAUGAAUACAUCAAUCGACAAUUUUCUGCGCUACGCAAUAUUAUCUAAACAAUGUAUAGCGAAAAUAAAAAAUGAAUAUCCUCCGCGUUUUCUAAGAGUAUUUGAAAGCAUAUUUGAUGCUUUUAUCAACAAACAAUUGACUGAAGAACGAUAUUCUCAUCGGUAUUCUGAAUCACAUUUAAAACAAUUCCUAAAUAUCGGUCUUGAAAUGUCAUUAACACAUGAUCUAAAGCAACCAUCUUGCUUACUCAUUAUUCGACGUCUACUAUUUCAAAAUGACACUCGAUUAACGAAUAUAGCUGAUAAAAUCAAAAGUCUGUUUAAUAAACUAAAUGAUUUCGAUCAAGAUUUAUGUGAGAAGAAUGAUCCUAUGUUCAUUAUUCAAGACGAAUGGUUACAAGACUAUCUUCUAAUUAUUCCCGAAGAUUUUGUGCGAUAUUUGAAUGAAAAUGUUUACUAUUAUCUAUGUAAUAAUCAUCAAAAUAAUCGUUGGACGAUUUAUAUUUGGAGAAGAUUAACACAUUUGAGUAUUCUCAAAUCAAAAGCUGAGACUACGAAUGAAAUGCUUUUUAAAUUAAAUGAAUGGAUGAACAUGGUCAAACAUAAUGUUUAUAAUAUUGAUGAUACUUUAACAAUCAUAUUGAUUAUCAAUCUAUUUGAGCUUAUUAUUGUUAAAUAUACAAAAUCUAUUUUAUCACUUCCGAAUAUUAAUAUUAUUAUCGAUUUUAUUUUACAUGCUCGACAAGAACAAUUACAUCAAAUGGAUACAAAACAAAUCGAUGAAUUUAUUCAAAAUGCUGAAAUAUCAAUUCAACAUAUCUUACUAUUACAAGGCAAGUUCUAUUUGAAUUAA